GAGAAUGAAUCCCCCAACCAAACAACCUAGGCAAAUAAACUACAUGUUGUCCUUGUAGCAACGACAUCCAACUUUUACACAGCAAAAAAUGUCGUUCCUAGAAAUAAACGACAGCAAGCUUUUGCCUCUCUCCAAGGCAUUGACAAAACGAGACCAACCGAUUCAAUUUUUCAGCCCUCACCAAAUCCUUUCAUUAAAAAAAGACCCUCAAUAAAUCAGACAUAAUCUCUUUGGACUUUGGACACAUCUCUCUUUCUCCUGCAUCUUCAACGUUGUUCACAAUGAAAGCAACGUUCAAGGGCAAGUACGACACAGACAAAAUCGGCGGCGCAGCCGCAACCUUCGCCGUCGGGGCCGGCGAUGUCAAGCUCAGAGCUUCCAUAACCGACGCCACCGUCGUUGGUGGCCCAAGCCUCAACGGCUUAGCUCUGGCUGUCGAGAAGCCUGGCCUCUUCAUCGUCGAUUACAACGUCCCCAAAAAGGAUAUUCGAUUUCAGUUCAUGAACACCGUUAGGGUUGCGGAGAAGCCGUUGAAUUUGACUUACAUUCACUUUAGAGGCGACAACAGGACUAUAUUAGACGGAAACCUCGUAAUCGAUCCGGCGAACAAGGUUUCGGCCAAUUACAUGCUCGGCACUGGGAAUUGCAAGCUGAAGUACACAUAUGUGCACAAUGGGGUUACAACGUUCGAGCCCUCCUAUGAUUUGGUCAAGAAUGCUUGGGACUUUGCUGUGUCAAGGAAGGUUUAUGGUGAUGAUGUGUGCAGGGCAACGUACCAGACGAGCGGCAAGGUUUUGGGGCUCGAGUGGUCGAGGAAUUCGAAAGUCAAUGGUUCUUUCAAGAUUUCAGCAACAUGCAACUUGGCCGAGGAAGUUAAGACGCCAAAAUUGACAGCUGAAAGCACGUGGGAUUUUGAGCUGUGAUUUUCUUAUAGUGGUUUUCGAAUUUUAUUUGCUUGUUACUUGUAUUCCAAUGAAUAAUUUCAAUGUUGAUGACUUUGAACAUCAUUAUCCCAUUGAUUAGUGUUUUCCUAUUAUUGAGCUGAUUCCCAUCUUAAUGGCCCAGCUCGGUAGCAUUGACUGUCAAAUUGCAGCUUCUCUUCUAAAA
This is a messenger RNA of Morus notabilis, 1107 nucleotides long. Its product is annotated as outer envelope pore protein 24A, chloroplastic. Gene Ontology annotation, molecular function: voltage-gated monoatomic cation channel activity. Lineage: Eukaryota; Viridiplantae; Streptophyta; Magnoliopsida; Rosales; Moraceae. Bases 282 to 923 code for a protein of 213 amino acids. Gene Ontology annotation, biological process: regulation of monoatomic ion transmembrane transport. The transcript is spliced from 3 exons. The record is from RefSeq and is a predicted model, not a curated record.